Malurus melanocephalus (red-backed fairy wren) is the source of this 2164-nucleotide messenger RNA. RefSeq names its product ninjurin 1 (gene NINJ1). Gene Ontology annotation, cellular component: membrane. Bases 144 to 605 code for a protein of 153 amino acids. The transcript has 4 exons. Gene Ontology annotation, biological process: cell adhesion; tissue regeneration. Lineage: Eukaryota; Metazoa; Chordata; Aves; Passeriformes; Maluridae. The record is from RefSeq and is a predicted model, not a curated record.
GGAAAGGCGGCCCCGGCGGCGGGAGCGUCCCCGGGGCGCUGCGCGGGGAGGCCGGGCCAGCUGCGGGAGUCGCUGCUUCGCGGAGACCUUUCCCCUCCGCGGCCCCGGCCGGUCCGGGACAGGAGGAACCCGCGGCAGCCGCGAUGGACUCCGGCAGCGAGACCCACGAGCUCAACGGGCAGGCGGAGGGCGCGGAGGCGGCGGCCGAGGAGCGGCACAGAACAUCACCGUGGUUCCAAAGGAACCGACCCAUCAACAUCAACCACUACGCCAACAAGAAGAGCGCYGCCGAGAGCAUGCUGGACAUCGCCCUGCUGAUGGCCAACGCGUCCCAGCUCAAAGCCGUGAUGGARCAAGGGCCUUCUUUUUCCUUCUACAUCCCGCUGAUCAUUCUUAUCAGUCUGUCACUCACCCUGCAAGUUAUGGUAGGAGUGCUCCUGAUAUUCCUUGUAAAAUAUGACCUUAACAAUCCUGCAAAACAUGGAAAGCUGAAUUUCCUCAACAACCUUGCAACUGGACUAGUAUUCAUUAUAGUAGUUGUGAAUAUUUUUAUCACUGCUUUUGGAGUGCAGAAACCAGUGGCUGAGUCAGCAUCAAGACAGUAAUAACCAGAGACCUGGAGCAUUCAUKUUAGAUGCCAUUUGCAGUUGAGCCAGUUACACUGGACACAGUGAAGAAUGAGAAAUAAUCUAAAGAAGCUGGACACAUCAAGCAGCUUUCUCAAAUUUCCAACAACCAACACAUUUGUAUAUCUAGAAUUUUCCCAUGUGCUAAUAUUUAAACUGUUUGGCAUCUAAGAAAAAUUUGAUUUUGCCCCAAGGACAUUGUUCUUCUGGAAUAUAGGCAUUUCAAUUUCUGUAGAAACUUAAUUUUUUUUCAGAGAAGUGGCAUAAGCUCAUGAAACAAGGAAGUAUCACCUGGUAGCACUUCACAGGACUUUUCUUUUUACAUGCCUUUGGUUUUUGUGGCAAUUUGUCAUUUGCACUGUGAUAAGAAAUAUCAGGCCUUCGAUUUGGGCAGUCACAUUGUCCUUUAUUUAACAGCUUGGCACCAAGCCCAUGUACUGUGUAGCCCAGCARGGCUCUUCCUUUGCAGCAUGUAAAGGUAGCUGUGCCUUGGUUUUCCUUUUUUUCCACUCUAGCUAAAGCAAAGAUGAGACAAACGGAAACAAACAGCAUUCUUUUGUCCUGUUUUGUUCACAGGUGCUCAUWUGUCUUGUUUCUUCUUUGGAACAUUUAAAAUGUCCUGUCCUUCAUGCACAGACACAACCUAAUUGUUAAUAGUUUCUUACCAUGAACUGCUAUUCUGUGUAUUCUGUGCUUUUUAUGUAUUUAUUUAAUUCAUAGAAUAGUUUGGAUUCGAGGCACCUUUAARGAUCAUCUCAUUGCACCCCUGCCAUGAGCAGGGGCACSUUCCACUGUCCCAGGCUGCUCCAAGCCCUGUCCAGCCUGGCCUUGGRCACUGCCAGGGAUCCAGGGGCAKCCACAGCUUCUGUGGGUACCCUGUGCCAGGACCUCCCCACCCUCACUGUAAAAGGUUCUUUCUUAUAUCAAAUUUCUGGAAACCCAAUUAGAAGUGCCACCUUUUCUGGGCUCAUCUGGUAAACUGGAGGAGCCAGGGUGAACUUUACCUGCUAAACUGGUACCAAGUGUCUGUUAUCAGCAAUUCAAGUGGCGAAAUGAAGUUUUUCUCUCUACUUUCCUCUCUCUCUUUCCAUCAUUGAUUACUGCAGUUUUUUACUUUUAUGAGUUUGUGGCUAAAAGCAAAAAAAAUUUUUAAAUUUUUUGGUUUUAAAAAUAUAUAUAGAGAUAUAAAUAUCUUCUAGGCUCUUACCUGCUGGCUCAGGGACUUAGGCAUUUUCUAAAUACAGUAUUGCUAGUAAUGGUGUAGGUUACAAGAAUUUCUUCAACAAAAACAUUUUAAUCAUUUUAUUUCCAAAGUAUCAUACCUGCAAUCAAAAAAUCUGAAUUUUCUACAUAAGAAUAGGUGUUUUACUUUCAUGUGUCUCAUCUCAUUUACAGUUUUUAUUACUGGUAUUUCUCUUUGGUUAUGUCCCAAAGCCCAAUGAUGUACUUGGUUUUCAUGUAAAUAUUCUGUAGGAAUUACUAACAGAAAACAAAUCAGAAACGUGUGUGAUUAAUAAUGGAAUAAACAUUCUUUUAUA